Messenger RNA from Lotus japonicus, 1505 nucleotides. Its product is annotated as probable polygalacturonase At3g15720. Gene Ontology annotation, molecular function: polygalacturonase activity. Gene Ontology annotation, biological process: carbohydrate metabolic process. The record is from RefSeq and is a predicted model, not a curated record. The transcript has 7 exons. Lineage: Eukaryota; Viridiplantae; Streptophyta; Magnoliopsida; Fabales; Fabaceae. The coding region runs from base 522 to 1445 and encodes 307 amino acids.
AAGAGAUCUUGAAGCAGCUUGGGAGAGAUAUGGGUGAACCAUCAAAUUUCAACCAAAUCUGGAAAAGAAAAUCAAAACUCUUCUCUCUUUCUCCUCUUCCCCCUUUGCUCGAAACCUCUCUGGAUCAGUGUUUCGUUGAUUUUAGCCUGGAUGGAACAAUAUCCAUAAUACAAAAACAUAAACCCAUACUACAAAUCAACAUCAACCUAGUAACCCCAAGUUCAUCUUAACGGUGUAAGAUUUGUGGACUGAGAAGGAGAGAUAUUGAGAGAAAGAGGAAGCAAAACCCCAUGCCAGCACCGCCGGUUACCAAAACCGUGUUCUGCCUCUUGCUUUUCCGAUGAGGAAGAAGGAGAUUGGGUUAGGGGAUUUUGGGGAUUUUGAGGGACAAUUAUACCCUUUUGAUAGAAAAUCAAUCUUGACCAUUGAUUUAAAGAAUAUUCUUAUAUUCCAAGAUCCAACGGUAUUUAAUUGAUGGUCCAUCGGUGGACAAAAACAAACUUGCCACCUUUAAUUGUUUAAUGAUACAGAUUAUGGGGAACAUAAUUGCACCUCCAAGAAAUGCAUGGGGAGCAUGUUCAAAACGGUGGCUUUAUUUCCUUGGCGUAAAUGGCUUGACACUUGAUGGAACAGGAGUGAUCAACGGUCAUGGUCAAUCUUGGUGGGGCAGUCUGAAUGGAACUGAAGGAUGCACCGGACUACCUACGGCUCUGCUAUUUGAAAGAUGUGAUGGGCUUCAAAUAAGUAGACUCACUCACAUAAACGGGCCAGCAUCGCAUAUCUUUGUGGUUCACAGCCGAGAUGUAACAAUCUCAGGAGUUCACAUAAAUUCACCAAAAGGAAUUAGUCACAACACUGAUGGAAUUGAUAUCUCAAACACAGUUCGGGUUAACAUUCGUAACUCAAUAAUAGGGAGCGGUGAUGACUGUAUUGCCAUCAAAGGUGGCUCACGAUUCAUCAACAUUAGCCAUGUUACUUGUGGACCUGGUCACGGGAUUAGUGUGGGGAGUCUAGGGGAAAAUGGAGAAGAGGAAUUCGCAGAACAUGUGAAUGUUAGGAAUUGCACAUUCAAUGGAGGUGAUAGUGCAGCUAGAAUCAAAACAUGGCCGGGUGGAAAAGGGUACGCCAAGGCUAUCAUCUACGAGAAUAUCAUAGUGAAUCAAACAAAUUACCCGGUGUAUAUUGACCAACAUUACAUGAGGACUCCAGAAAAGAAGGAAGCAUUAGAAGUUACUGACGUUACAUUCAGGAACAUACAUGGCACAUGUACCAAUGAGCAUGCAGUUGUGCUUGACUGUGCCAAGAUAGGGUGUGACAAUAUUAAGCUGCAACAAAUCAACAUUACCUCAAUUGAUCUAGACAAGCCAGCUUCUGCAAUAUGCCAUAAUGUUCAUGGGACAGCAACUGAUGUUAUUUCACCUCGUGUGACUUGUUUACAUCACUAAAGUCUAAAGAGGCAUGUCUACCUGGAUUUAAGAAUUUGAUAUUUUUUGGAGCAAUAAAAU